CUGAAGUACUUCAUUCGCGUCUCUGCCCCACCACCUGCAACAUGCUCACGGAGCCCAGUUCCUCCUCAGCCAACAAAGUCACUGAUUAUGAAAACGCCACGGCCUUCCUCGGACAGUGGGGACGCUUCCAGCAGACCGUCUUCUUCCUSCUCGCCGCCUGCGUCAUCCCCAACGGCUUCCUCGCCCUGUCCUUCGUCUUCAUGGCGGACACGCCGGCUCACCGCUGCCUCCUGCCCGCUCACCUGAACCUGACCGCGGCGUGGCGGAACAGCAGCGUCCCGCUGGAGGUGGAUGGGAGCGGCGGCGCGGAGCCGGUGCCCAGUAAGUGCUCCAGAUACAAACUGGACUCUGUGCUGAGUUACUCGGAGAGAGGCUUGCUGCCCGGAGUUGAUGUGAAUUUGUCCAGCGUGCCGACAGAAGGCUGUUUGGAUGGAUGGGAGUUUGACCACAGCGUGUACACAUCUACCAUCGUGUCUGAGUGGAACCUGGUGUGUGACGAAAGCUGGAAGAAGCCCCUCACCUCUUCCUUCUUUUUCUGUGGUGUUCUCGCUGGCUCCUUCAUUUCUGGACAAGUUUCUGACAGAUUUGGGAGGAAAGUUGUGCUGUUCAUAUCCAUAGCGCUACAACCUGUCACCUCCAUCAUCUUGGUUUUCUCUCCAAACUGGGUUACCUUCUGUGUUUUGUAUUUCCUGCUUGGAUUGGAACAAAUUACCACUUAUGUGGUUGCAUUUGUGUUAGGGACUGAAAUAUUGGGUCGAUGGGCCCGAACAAUUUUCUCCACGGCUGGAGUGAGUCUCUUCUUUGCCAUUGGCUACAUGCUUCUGCCGCUGUUUGCUUUCUGCAUCAGAGGCUGGAGGAUGUUCCUCCUUGGGCUCACGGUACCCGGCUGCUUCCGCAUGAUUUUCUGGUGGUUUAUCCCAGAGUCUCCUCGGUGGCUGAUCUCUCAGGGAAGAAUAAAAGAAGCUGAAUCCAUAAUCAGAAAGGCUGCUAAGAUGAACAAAGUUGAGCCACCAGCGGCCAUCUUUACUCCUUUACAGAAUGAAGUGAAGUCUAAGGACRGAAUGGCCCACAACAUCUGUGACCUGCUACGUUUUCCAAACAUCCGAUGGAUCUCUGUCACGCUGUGGCUGAUCUGGAAUACCCUUACCAUCGGCUACUUUGCUCUUUCCCUGAAUACUGGAAACCUCCAUGGAAAUGCUUACUUUAACUGUUUCCUGUCAGCUUUAGUGGAGAUGCCGGCCUAUGGUUUGUCGUGGGUUAUGUUUCGCUGGUGUUCCAGACGACUGAGUCUUUCCUCAUCACUCUUUGCCGGGGGAGUGUUUCUACUCAUCACACAGCUUGUACCAGCACACUUGUUUUUUCUGUCCACAACAUUUGAGAUGAUGGGGAAGUUUGCGGUGUCAACAGCGUUUGCUGUUGUGUACGCCUACACGGCAGAACUCUACCCGACGGUGCUGAGGAACACUGCUGUUGGCGCCUGCUCCAUGGCCGCCAGAAUUGGCAGCAUCAUUGCUCCAUAUUUUAUUUACCUAAGUGUUGUCAAAAGCCACCUUACACCACCAGGCAAGCAAAAGAAGAGGAAACAAUCGCUGAAGAAACAUCUCUGGUCAGAAAGUGCAACGUUAAGAUUUGAAAUGAAAGACUGUGUGCACACUUCUGAAAAAUGGGAGGAGAAUAACUUAAAGAAAUCACUUUGUGUUACAUGAAAUUAUUUGUCUACAACACAACAGUGGGUCCGUGCAAAGCAAUUGUAGCAGCAAAAUACUGGAAGAUCUGCCAAUGAUGCUUUUUAUCUAUGCAAUUGUUAACUAGCACUGGUCACUUUCUGCUGUUUAAAAAGAUUGGUGCAUUUUGUGUAGACACUAAACAAAGUUUAACAAAGUAGAAAAUAUGUUUUUUUACUGAUAACAUUUAAACUUGAGAUUUUUCUAUCAGAUGUAAACCAUGUGAAAUUUUAUACUUCAGUUUCUAAUAAAUAUUGUUAGAAUCUAUUUGUGAAUUAAAAUAAUGUAAAAGUGAAACUGUUCUUAAUGAAAGAAAAUAAAGCUGACUUGGUAAACUUUAAGUC
Austrofundulus limnaeus is the source of this 2068-nucleotide messenger RNA. It is a transcript of the gene slc22a21, whose product is annotated as solute carrier family 22 member 21. Gene Ontology annotation, molecular function: transmembrane transporter activity. Lineage: Eukaryota; Metazoa; Chordata; Actinopteri; Cyprinodontiformes; Rivulidae. Gene Ontology annotation, biological process: transmembrane transport. The record is from RefSeq and is a predicted model, not a curated record. Gene Ontology annotation, cellular component: membrane.